Diachasmimorpha longicaudata is the source of this 1693-nucleotide messenger RNA. RefSeq lists its product as uncharacterized. The record is from RefSeq and is a predicted model, not a curated record. Lineage: Eukaryota; Metazoa; Arthropoda; Insecta; Hymenoptera; Braconidae. The transcript has 6 exons. Bases 353 to 1249 code for a protein of 298 amino acids.
UUUCGGCCUUUAAUUUUGCGUAAGUCGACCUACAUCCGGUCAGUCGCGCCCACUCGAUUUUAAUCGCAAAUAUAAAAUUGUAACCGAUGAACACAUGGAAAUUCAGCGAGAGGAGAAAGCGGGGUCAUCGCGAUUGGCUACUUUUGACAUUUCGCGUGGGCCAGUACGAUGUCUCAGGGGAUUUGGAAGUAUAUAGCAGAUGCAGGACUGAUCCGCAGGUCAAAUCUUCGGUUUCAGUCCGGAGGACAGGAUCGACCUAUUUAUCUGUCAAUUAAUUCAGUAAAUUAUUUUCGAUUAGUCAUUGAUUCUUGAGAGAUUUUUUAAUGAUACGGUAGUGCAGUGGUGCAGCAAAAUGAUCCGAGUCUUGCUGGGAGUAUUUUUUAUUACUCUCGGUGGUGGGGUUUUCGGUCAACAGGGUUUUGUGUUCGAGGGGGAGGCGAGGAGACAACGACCCAUCAGUGAUGACGAUUCAGGGGAUUUUGGGGUACCAGCGAGACCCAGCGGAGUCAGGCCUUCAACUAUUGACAGUAUUUUUCAGAUUCCAAUAGCGGUGAUUCAAGGAACUUCAGCUGCAGCUCAAUCGUUUUAUCCUAACAAUGGAGAAAUGAUUGAUAAAGUAUUCAAUAUUCCGGUUCAAACACUCCACGCAGUGGGUAAUCUCAUAAAAGACCGCUACCCUCCCCUGUCCGAGCGCUAUGAUCAGAAUACAAGAGAAGAUCCAAAACGUGAGGAGCUCAUGAAAACCCGAGAAUUAGAAAUUCAACGCCGCAAGCAACAGCUCGAGGAAAAGGAGCGUGUCCGAGAACUCCAGCGGCUGAAGCGUCAGCAGCCUCAGCAGGACGAUCAGGUGGAGGGCAGGAGGCACCACUCGAUUUAUGACCCCUUCGCCUGGGCUGACGCCCUGGUGGAUCUUGUGGGGGGUCAUGGGGGGCAUUUCGGUGGACCCGGGGGGCUACAUGGCGGCCAUAACCAUGGAAAUCCCUUCGGGGGGCACCAGAAGAAAAAGAGGAAGAAGAAGAAGCCCCAUGGCGGACAUUUUCAUCAACAGGGGGGGCACAAUCAUGGGCAUGGAGGUCAUUUCGGAGGGCAUGGUAGCCAUGGAGGCCCCCAGUUUCACGGAGGAAACAAUCGCCCCUACGAAGUAACUGAGAAUCUCGAGGAUGUCGCCCCACAGGGGGGUUUAUUCUCCUGGUUUCAGCCGACGCGAAGGUCCCCUCAAAUCCAGAACAAAAUCGCCCCCAGAUAUUGAUGCAGAACGUCUUCUCAGGGCAAAAACUGUCGGACAAACAUCUCUAAUGUCGACGCAUGAAGUUAAUGAAUCACCUGGAGAAAAACAUCAACAAAAUAGCAGUGAUUUGCAGUUUGAUUUUUUACAUGAUUAAUUGCUGACGCAAUAGAAUUGAGCCAGCUCUCAGAAUCUCCUGAUUAAAAUUGUACAUAAAUGAUCCAUCACAUAUGAUUAUCAUGAUUUAAUGAGCUAGAACUUUCCAGCGUCGGUGACACUUUUUUGUACAGAAAGAUUUCAAGUUUUUGUAAAAUUAAUCAGGUAAAUAAAUCAUGAAUUCUCAUAGUUUACAAUUAAUUGAUUCCCUGUUAAUUAAUUUUUUGUCUCACUGAAGUCCUCGAUUCACAUAAAAAAUUCUCGAGGACCAGCAAAGGUCUGAUUACUCAGAAAAAUCACCCGAAUAAUUAC